AUGCUGGUAGGUGUGGAUGACGGUGCUGACAUCCCCAGGGAGCUGGUGGUAGGCAUCUAUGAAAGGAUACAGCAGAAGGAGCUCAAGUCCAAUGAGGACCAUGUCACGUAUGUCACCAAGGUGGAGAAGUCUAUCGUGGGCAUGAAGACAGUGCUGUCCGUGCCCCACCGCCGCCUGGUCUGCUGCAGCCGGCUCUUCGAGGUGACCGAUGUGAACAAGCUGCAGAAACAGGCCGCACAUCAGAGGGAAGUGUUCCUCUUCAACGACCUGCUGGUGAUUCUGAAACUUUGCCCGAAGAAGAAGAGCUCCUCCACCUAUACCUUCUGCAAGUCAGUCAGCCUGCUGGGCAUGCAGUUCCAUCUUUUUGAGAAUGAGUAUUACUCUCACGGCAUCACGCUGGUGACCCCACUCUCGGGCUCUGAGAAGAAGCAGGUGCUGCACUUCUGUGCCCUGGGCUCGGACGAGAUGCAGAAGUUUGUGGAGGAUCUGAAGGAGUCCAUCGCUGAGGUUACAGAGCUGGAGCAGAUCCGGAUAGAGUGGGAGCUGGAGAAGCAGCAGGGAGCAAAGGCGCUCUCCUUCAAGUCCAGCGGGGCGCAGGUGGACCCGCAGUUGAAGCAAGGAUCGCCUACAGCCAAAAGGGAAGCCGCGCUGGGGGAGAAGCCGGCGGAGAGCACGGUGGAGGUGUCAAUUCACAACAGGCUUCAAACGUCUCAGCACAGCCCCGGGCUGGGGGCCGAGAGGGGAGCGCCGGCGCCAUGGCCAGACCCGCAGCCUAGCCCCCUGAGGGAGCAGCCCCCGCCGCUGCCGCAGCUGCCACCCACGCCCCCUGGGACCCUGGUGCAGUGCCAGCAGAUUGUCAAGGUCAUUGUGCUGGACAAGCCCUGCUUGGCCCGCAUGGAGCCCCUGCUGGGCCAGGCCCUCUCCUGCUACGCCUCGUCCUCCUCCGACCCCUGUGGCUCCACACCCCGGGGUGGCCCGGGCUCCCCGGGCAGGGCCAUGCACCAGCCUCCGCUGCCCCCGCCCCCACCCCCCUACAACCACCCCCACCAGUACUGCCCGCCCGGGUCCCUGCUGCCCCAGCGCCGCUACUCCAGCGGCUCCAGGAGCCUGGUGUAGACUCUGCCCCGCCCAACCCCGCGCUCAUGUCCCUGGGAGGGCUGGCCGCCGGGGGCGGGGGGCUCAGCUACAGCCAGCAGCCCCAACCGCCCCUUCGCUUGCUGCUCCCCACGCCUGGCACGAUGCACUCCUGGUCACUGAGCACCAUCGUUUUGGAAAGAGAGCCUCAGUCCCUGGCACCUGGGUUUCACCUCGCCCCAACAUGCUUCCCUUGUCCGAGCACCCCUCUCCCUAAUCUGGAGAUCCCACCUCACUCUCCUGGGGCCCGACACAGCAAGGCACGUCCAGGCCUCCUCUUCCUCCUGCCACCACUCUGGCCACUUGGACCAUGGACCGAAGCAAGCAGGAGCCGAGGGCCUAACCAGCUUCCUGGCCCUGAGUCCGUCAGGCCCCAGGCCUCAGGCCGGGUGGGUAAUGCGAGGGGUGGGAGGCUUUCUCUGCUGCAGCCCCUAAGCCCAGCCAUCUCCCGAGGCUGAUCCUCCACCCCCAGGGAUGUUGGCUGUCCUGGCCACAUCCUCCCCCUCCUGCCAGGGCCUUCUCCCGCUUUCUCAGGAGCUGGGCCCUGCCUGUCCAGGGCUUCUCAGACUGCAGGAAAGUUCUGAGAAACUUAAGAGGGAAAGGGGGACCACUCUCCGCUCUCUCCAGAGCACGUCAGCAGAGCUGCGGAAUCGUGAGGUCAUAUAUCCACAAGAUGCACCUUUUAAAAGAGUUUCUUAGUUCUCUAGCCCCAGAUAUUCCCCAGCCAAUGUGAAGUGCAGAGGGUGUAGACUUAAACACACACAUACAAACCAGGCUCUUCCAGCGUGGGAGCCGACACAGGGAGAAGUGCUGGCAAUCUGCCCAGGGACAGAUACAGCCAGCAGAGGUAGGAAUCGGACCCAAGGCAGGGUUCCCUCUUGAAUGACAGGCAUUCCUCCUGCUGCCAUCUCCAACGAGCCCGUCAGCCUUUAAAUCCCGCUCCCCGCGCCUCCUCCAGGAAGGCGCCAGACCUGCCUCCUGCUGGCAUGGCUGAAAGAGCCCUACACCCUCACGGUUGCACAGGAGAGCCAAGCAGGGCUCGCUGAGCUCCCCAGGGACCACCAGAAUCCGAGCGUCCGCUUUUACGAGGCCCAGCGGAGCCCAGGCAGCCCGGCCUCAAAGCCCUCGGGCUCUACCGCGGCCUGCCCCGAUCCCAGCCCUCUCAGGAAGUGUCUGUCCCAGACCAGGCUGGACUCUCCAGGCCUGUGCCAAGAGCUCAUUGCUGUCCUUCGUUAGGAUCCCCUCCCCCUUGGAGCCCAUUUUCAAAGCCUGCCAAGAGAUGGAAGUGAACAGUGGCCAGGUCUAAAGUGAGUCUGCUUCUCCCUGCUGCCUACCCCAUGCCCCAAAGGGAGUGCCCUGAGCCAGCUAGGAGGCGCGGAAUCCUCCCCCACUCUCAGAGGUUCCAGAUGACCUAGUUUCGAAUGUGUGUGUCUGCAGCAGUCACCCAGACGUCAUAUGAUGUCAGCCAGUGAGUUUAUUUCUGGCUCUUUGUCAGCCCGGUUUCCAUAACUUGUGACCAAUUUGCCACCUCCUCCCACGGUGGCUGCCCAGCUGAUCUCCUGUCCUUGUUGCCCUGACCCCUCCCCUGUGCCUUCCCUCUAACAGGUGGCUCCAGUCACAGCCGUUCGGAACAGCGCGGCUGACAGAUGGAGCGCACAGAUUCAGCCACCUCCGAUGCCCUUGGCCAAGGCAGGGAUCGCCCUUUAAAAGUGCAGGCCUAGAUAGCAGGAGUCGGGGGGCACUCGGGGCGGGGGUGGAUGAAUCUCGAAUGGGGGGCCACGCCGGAAGAGAGCGGUAGUUACGCCGGGCGGCAGGGAGGCUGCCUUAGGAAGGAAUGGGAGCUCUGAGAUGACUAAGUGUGCUCACUGGUGGGGACCAUGAGUGCCAGGGCCCGCCACUGAGACAGGCCACAGUCCCAACUGUCAGGCCCCUGUCACCUGCUCACACAGUGCUUCUGGUUGGAAAGUGCCCUCCUCCCUGUUGAUGGGCACGCCAACCUGGCCCUCCCUCCCACCUCUGCUGUGGCCCUGACUCUCCAGGUCAGGCCCAGUGGAAGUCUUAGGGCCGGCACUGUCUCUGAGGACCCAGACGCUCAGGCGUCUCAGGGCCCUUUCCCCAGGUAGGGGCUUACCGCCUGUCACUGGGGUGGCUUCCCUGGGCCCCACAGGCAGCACAGGGAGGCCUGGUCUAGGAGGCAGACCAGCCUGGGGUCAGCAGCACAUGGAGCCAAGCCUGAGCGGUGAGAGGUUUUUAAGCCCUGAUGGCCCCCCUCACUGUCGGGAAAACCAGAGUCCCCACUGUCUCUAACUGACCUCCUCUGACCAGCCAGAAGGCUAAGGUUGGGACCCACCUCUGUCCCUGUCCCUAGAGCCUCAUCCCCAAAGUCCUGGGUCAUCGGAUGGGUCAGAGCUGGGGGCGCAGGGCCAGGGAGCUGACCCCACCACUCCACCGCUCCUCCCCGGAGGGCCCGGCCGGAGCUGCACUUGGGCUCCCUGCUCCCCAAGGCAGUGGGGGGCAGCGGAGUGCUGACUGGGCCCCCCGACACCGCAUCCUGGGUACAGCCCUGUGACCCCGGGGUGGGCCCGCCAGAUCAACUCUCUAGGCCUUACUUUAGAGGACCUGGGCCCCCUUCUCAGUGGUAUCCAUAUGGCCCCAACUCCAGAAGCAGGAGUAAGGACGGUAACUAGCUUUCCCACACGGUUUUGGGCUAGUCCCCAGCUAGAGCUGGAGCAAGACCCUGCCCCGGGAGCGCGAGCUGGAAGCCCACCUGUCUCCGACAGCACACCUAUUGAUCAGCCCUGGGCCCCUGGCUACCCCCCCCCACCGCACCUGUUCCCCCAUAGCCUGCCAGUAUGUCUCCUUGUGUCCAAUAGGCUUCCCUGGUAGCCAUUUGUCCAUCUGUCCCCGUGUCCUGCCGUGCAGACUUUCCUGCUGCACUCCGCCCGCCCCCCGCAUCUGCCCCUUCACCCUGUUGGAGAGAAAGCUGUCUAGGAAAAGGCAGGGUGGUUGCACCCAGCGACGAAUCCAAAUGGCAAAUAUUUUGUAACAAGAUAGCCCAGAGGUAUUUUAUCUGUUCAAUUCAUAGAGUUGUAGAGAUUAUAUUGAAAUAUGUCACUUGAGCAAAUUGCUCCAGUUCCGUUUCUUUCGUUGUCUCAGAGGGAGGUCCUACCUGGAGUCCAAGCAUCUAGUUGGCCAGAGUCCGAAGGCAGAGGAUGUUGUGCGGCCCUCAGCUGGACCGCCAGGCCGCUCUCCCUGGCCGCAGUGGUGUCCCCCUGACCCCAAGAUGAGGUGCCUCCGUGCCACCAUGGGACACGCUUAGGAAGCCCCAUCUGAGAUAGAGGAGACUUAGGUGUGUGUGUGGGGGGGGUCGUCGGAUGGGUCAGAGCUGGGGGCGCAGGGCCAGGGAGCUGACCCCACCAACACCACCACCACACACCUGCACGCACACGCACACACGCGCGCACGCGCACCUCUUAGCCAGGUAAGAGAGCUGCUAACAGCGGAGACCGAGGCCGCGUUAGAGGGAAGAAACCCCACGACCGUCAGUGUGCAUCCCAGCAGAGUGGGAGGUGAGGGGUCAGGACCCCAUCUGCCCUGCUUGGCCUCCUGCCAUGGAGAGUGGGGGCAGGUUGGGGGCCCCAGGCCCCAGUGACCACGUUUGAUCAUCAGCCCCCGAAGCCUGACCUUCUCAUCACAGGCCUGGUUUGACAAGCCCUGGGGGGGACCCUUCCUGAGGUAGAGGGGCAACGGGCCCAGGUGCGAGGAACACCGUCGGGGAAGCUGCACAGAGCCAGCAAGCGUGAUGGAGCAGACAUCUGCGGGUCGCUGGAGGGGAUGCCUCUCCUGCAGGAGAGGGCAAUAACGUCAGCGCUGGGGAGAGAGACGAGGGGCUUGGGCGAGCAUCCCCCACUAUGGACAGGGCCUUCACAGAGAGCGAUUUCUCCUGGCAGGGGAGAGAGGACAGAGUCUUCCAGCAAAGCCGAGGCCUCAGGGGCCCUGCACCGUGGGAGAAAAGUGACUGGCCAGGGUGGCGGGUCCGGGGACACCUGCAGAGGGUGACCCGCUCUCCUGGUGACCAGAACUCUGAACACCCAGAAAUCCAGACAGCUCCCCAGGCCGGGGCCCAUUCUCCCCAGUUCAAGUGAAAAGGAAUAUGACCUCACCCGCCUUCCAGGAAACGGGAAAUUCCAGGAGAAGUCUUGGGCCAGCUAUGACCUGUCCCAUCCUGGGAACUCUCUGACCCAGGAAUCUGAGGACGGGCCCCUGGAGAGCACCCCUGAGGGGACCCAGCUCAGCCCAGGCCUGGGAGAGGGCCGAAGGCUAAAAGGGCUCUGCUGUGUGGGAACGCAGGGCGGUGCCGCCAUCCUCCAAGCCUUCUGGCCCCUGAGGUCGUCUGGAAGGAACGGCCCUUUUUCCAGUGAGAGAGGGAGACCAUGGUGCUCUAACAGAAGCCCCCUGGGUCUGCCAGCCAGUGCUGCUCCCUAUAGUGACCCUUUAGCUGGGGGAAUCUCAGACUCCGCAGCCAUUGAUUUAGAACAUUUCCAAUAAGGGGGACCUGAGAGCAAUGGGCCAGAACAGGACACCGGUGUGAGAAUUCAGGGAGCAGUCAGCAAGGUUAGGAAGCCCCAGCAUGCCCCAGGCACUGGGGUGGGGGCCGGGGCACCCAGUGAAUGGGACAGACAAAGCUCCUGCCCUCCAGGAGCCCGCACUGAACGGUGCCGACACAAAUACGCGAACGGACCAGCUCUUUCCACAGAGCGGGUAGUGGUACAGGACGGGAUGGGGAGGGGGGUCAACAGCCAAGGAAGGCCUCUGCGGGGAGGCCAGCGCAACAAGGUUGAGGUCAGGUCCGAGGGCAGGGGAGCAGUUCAGAGGCCACCUCCACACGGUCGAACGACCACAGAUGGAUAGGCAUCGGCAUCAGUGGGAAAGGAGGUGGCUUGAACGCAGGCCAUCAGGCAGUUCUGGAGGCCGGCCGGGUGGGGGCAGCUCCAGUCCAGAGCAAGGGCUCUUGUACGGCUCUGACUCCUGGUGGGGAGGAGCCCACCCCAGGGCCCAGUGGGCCUGCACGUAGCCCUCUGUCCACCUCCUCCCUGUCGCCCCACACCAAGAAAACUCAGGUUUUCCAUUUAAAAUAACAACAGGGUGGACUCCGUGGCCUAUUACCCACAAGACCCUGGGGCUGGCAACUUUUCUGACCUCAGCAUGAAUUACACAAAAUCGUGGUAGGGUCAGUUUCUCAUCCCAUGGGGCUGGCAGAAGGCCGCUGUGGGCCUUGGUACGCCCCGCUUCCUUCCCUCAGCCCUGACGGAUGUGGCUAAUUGACCCCUGCUAUCCAGGAGUCACCAUCAAUCAACGAAUGUUGGCCCCCGGGAUGAAGUUAAGCUGCCACCCACCUCGGGUGUCCUUACUGAGCCACCCUGAAGGAAGCCAUUUGGGAUGGAGGUGAUUUAGAGCAGGAGGCACAGGCAAACUCUGGGCUGAGGGAGCGGGGCCCAGGGAGGAAGCCUAGUGGCAGAGACUUGUGCCUACUAUUGUCAGAUUGCUUGGGGAAAAUGGCUCGGGAGGACGCCUCACUGUUCCAUAGCUACAAAUGCUCUGCCAGUCCGAUGCUCAGGGCUGCUUCCUCUUAGGGCUCCACUCUGCUCCAGCGCCCUGCAAACACCCUGCCCGGGAGGUCCUGUCACUUGCUCUACUCACCAACCAUCGGCUCCUUCUCUCCUCUGACCCACAGAGUGAGCCACUGAGGUACAAGAUAGCAGCCAGGGUCACAGAUGGGGAGUGCCCGGAGAGAAGGAACUCAGGAGAACUCUCCAUCCCAGGGCAAAGCAUGGCCCGGAGGGGCCACCACCAGGCAUGUCUGGCCUGGAAAGACUCUUCACAGGGCAGGGGGACGUGUUCCCUCCAGGAGAACGUGGGGCCCAACCAGAGCCCCGUGACCUGGAGUCGCAGGCUGACCUCUUCUCUGCUCCUCUCCCCUUCCCAGGAAGGAGCCAGGCCCAGGAAGAGGCCCCAUGUUGUCCCAGCCUGAAGUCAGAACUGGUCCCACUGGGAAAAUUCCAUUCUGGAAGAAACUGGAGGAUGAGGGAACUGGGCUCAGGAGAUGAGGAGGAUGGAUGGAAACUCUUUCCUCACCCUGUCCUCCCAUCCCUCCUGCUGGUCUGGGUAGCUCAUUUCCCUAGAGAACCAGGCGCCCUAGCCCCACUAGCUAGCCCUGAGCACCUCCGUAUUUCCUGCUUCCAUGACCCUAAAGAACCUCAAGGCAGGCUGUGGAAAAGUUGUGGGAACUAGCUGCGGGAAAGCAGGAAGCCACCAGGAGAGCUGGCUCUUAUUCUCACAUUCUCAACUUCCCUCCCCCCAGAGCCCCCAAUCCUUUCUCCUUCUAAGACAUUGGGCUUGGAUGUGGCCUCUCCCGCAACCCCCAAGGCUUGAGGGAGCCUUGUCCACCAUCACAGGGUGGCCCAUGGUCCCCGAACGUCGGACCUGGAAGCAGACAGGUUAGUCAGUCCAACCGCUUCCUCUUAUGGAUAAGGGGACUGUUUCCGUUAAGAAGUUAAAUUAAAGCCUCAGAAAGAACAGAAUCAUCCUACAGGCAGUAGGAGAAAGGAAAUAAUAAAGACAAAAGCAGAAACAGUGAAACAGAAAAGACAUACACAACAGAAAGGAUUAACGGAACCAGAAGUUAGUUCUAAGAAAUGACUAAUCAAAUUGACAAACUUCCAAUUCGACUGAUCACAAAAAGGAGAUUCAGCACAGAUAAAUUAAGUUGAGGCAACAAGGGGCACAUAGUUACCAAUACUGCAGAAAUGUUUUUUAUAAACAGAGAGAAUACUACAAAUCCACUAUAAAUAAACUACACACCUUAGAACAAUACGUUUGAAAAUCAUCACGUAAGAUGAAUACUAUUUAGAAAAAUACCUUAUCAAACUCACUCAAGUAUAAAUGGGAAAUUUGAGAUAAAUUGUCAUUAAAGAAAUUCGAACAUGUAUUAAAAAUCUCUUUGAGGGGUGCUUGGGUGGCUCAGUCGUUAAGCGUCUGCCUUCAGCUCAGGUCAUGAUCCCAGGGUCCUGGGAAC
Leptonychotes weddellii (Weddell seal) is the source of this 8209-nucleotide messenger RNA. NCBI's taxonomy places the organism in Eukaryota, Metazoa, Chordata, Mammalia, Carnivora, Phocidae. The record is from RefSeq and is a predicted model, not a curated record.